AUGCAGCAGUGGCAAGCAACUAGGCCUCGAUGUUUAGGGGUUACUGAUACAACUGUGGAGCCCACUCUUCUGCUAAACUACGGCGAGUACGACUCUUUCGAAGACGCUCCACCGGUGACUGGUUCCUGCAUGUACACCACCAUCAGUCAUGGUGCCGUCGCACCGCCGUCUUGCCAACACCAGAAUUAUUACGACACCCUGGCCGCUCCCACGGCGUCUUAUGUGAGGUCUCCGUCUGCGAUCCACCUAAAAUAUCCAGCCCAAACCGCCACGGUGUCCAGCACCUUUACGGAUGCCCUCUUGGCCGACGACCAACGAGAAAGUGAAGUUCUGCAGUCUACAGAGGCAACAUCUUACCACACUUCUUCCCUGAUGGACGACAGUCGGCACGUUGAGCACUCAGUGUCCACGUCUCUGAAAUCCGGUGGUUCGCGGCCCAAACGUCGCCCCUACUCCAAGCUACAGUUGCUCCAUCUCGAGCAGGAGUUCCAACGGUGCAUGUACCCAAGCCGAGAGCGACGCUCCUGGCUGUCACAGGUCCUUAGCCUCACGGAACGUCAGGUGAAGAUCUGGUUCCAAAACCGCCGAACAAAGUUGAAGCGUACCACGGAGCGGGAGCAGCGCGAGAAUGCCCAGAUGCAGCGCGACAUGGCCAACCUGGCCAUGAGGUUCUACGACCCCGCCCAGUAA
Messenger RNA from Acanthaster planci (crown-of-thorns starfish), 690 nucleotides. RefSeq lists its product as uncharacterized. Gene Ontology annotation, molecular function: DNA binding; DNA-binding transcription factor activity, RNA polymerase II-specific. Lineage: Eukaryota; Metazoa; Echinodermata; Asteroidea; Valvatida; Acanthasteridae. The record is from RefSeq and is a predicted model, not a curated record. Gene Ontology annotation, biological process: regulation of DNA-templated transcription.